AUUGAAGGCAGCACAAUUCAGCCGCGCCUCUUCUCCACUCCCCGGGCUCAGGUAACUUUCUCCCGGCUCCGUUCUUCCGUGUCUGCCAUCCCUUUCCUCCCAGCCAGGUGGGCUAACAGGACGGACACCAGCCAUGGCCGAAUCCCAAAUCUUGUGCAUGGAGGACGGCCACAUCGGCGUCCAGGUGCCCGAGACCCGGCCGGAGUUCUACUACAGCGAGGAGCAGCGCGCCGCCGUCGAGGAGCUCCUCAAGAACGGCGACGGCGCCUUCAAAAUGCGACUCAAGGACGACAACAUGAAAGACUUUUUAUCCGCUCGAGAGGUUAAAAUAUUGAACAGCAACUUUAAACACUACGACGAAGCCGGGGACGGGGACGGCGACAAGGAGGCGGCGUCGUCUCCGUCGUCGGACUCGGGGGUUCACUCCACUUACUGGCCGCAGAUGUCCGACACCGAGGUGCCGUCGCUGGACAUUGGCUGGCCCAACUGGGGCUUCUUCAAGGGGGUGACCCGGGUGGCGGUCCACACGCACCCGCCCAAGGACAACGGGCCCCAUAUUAAGGAGGUGGUGCGCAGGCUCAUCCAGGGGGCCAGCAAGGUGAUCGCCAUCGUGAUGGACCUUCUGACGGACCUCCAGAUCCUGCAGGACCUGAUGGACGCCGCCUGGCGGCGCUCAGUGCCCAUCUACAUCCUGCUGGACCACAACGGCGUGCCACACUUCCUGGAUAUGUGCUCUCGGCUACAGAUUGGCGCCCAGCACCUGCGAAACAUUCGUGCCAGAACGCUCAGGGGGGUGGGCUUCAACUUGUCAUUUGGCAGACUUCCUGGGUCCAUGUGCUCCAAGUACAUGCUAGUGGAUGGAGACAAAGUGGUCUUUGGAUCUUACAGUUUCUCGUGGUGCACGUCGCGCAUGGACCGCAACACCAUCACGGUGAUGACAGGCCAGGUGGUGGAGUUCUUCGACCAGGACUUCCGUGAGCUCUACGCCGUAUCAGAGAAGCUGGACCUCUUUCGCGAGUUCCACGUGACGCCGCCGGCCGUCAAGAGCACCAGCGUGCACUAUAAGGUGGGCCCCAAGCGCCCCCCACUGCCCGCCACCACGUCACGCUUCCAAGUCAGCCUGGGCGACGCCCGAAAAGGCAACAUCGAGGUCCCCGCUCACAAGUACUACAACCCCAAGUACUUCCUCUUGUUUCCGGAUGCCCCUCACCCAGCCAGGUCCCUGCAAGGCCCCACUAGACCAUCAGAGCUCUUGCGGCUUACCGAGCCCCCUGAUCAGGUCACCAGUAGCGAGAAGCUGGACCGCCUCAGCCCGCUGCCCUCACAAGCCCCCGUGGAAUUCUUCAAGAAGCCCAACGGCGUUCCACAGGAGAAGAAGAGACUGACGCUGAAGCAGAGGAUCUCCAAGAGGCUGUCAUCCAGCAAGCUGUCCGUCAACAGCGGGAGGUCCAGCCCCGCCUCCACGUUGUCCACAGAACAACUGGAGAGCCGGGACCACCUCGAGGUCAGGGUCAAGUCGCCCCCCAACAAGCUCAAGCUCCUCAAGAGGCCAUCCACGCUCGGGCCGCGGGCGGACUCGGUGCAGACGGUCGACACCACGCAAGACGACACCAUAAGUUUGAAGAGUCAGCGUCGAUCGAAACAAGUGUGCAAAGUGUCCUGAGGUCUCGUUCUGGACCAGAAUUGCAUUUUAAAUAUUUUAAACAGUUUACAAGCACUAAAAUCACUUUUGUUGGCGUGUUUAACCAAAGACUCAGGUCAGACUUCCUGCUGCUCACAGGAAGUAAGCUUGCUAGUUGAAGAGAUGACCAAGCAAAGUAGGUAUUAAGACCCAAAGACUAGUGCCUUCAUACUUGUAGAAAAAAUAAAAUUACUUUUAUUAUUUCA
Messenger RNA from Syngnathoides biaculeatus (alligator pipefish), 1887 nucleotides. RefSeq names its product protein FAM83F-like. The transcript is spliced from 5 exons. Bases 134 to 1663 code for a protein of 509 amino acids. The record is from RefSeq and is a predicted model, not a curated record. Lineage: Eukaryota; Metazoa; Chordata; Actinopteri; Syngnathiformes; Syngnathidae.